This is a messenger RNA of Jaculus jaculus (lesser Egyptian jerboa), 1158 nucleotides long. Its product is annotated as protein ATP6V1FNB-like. The record is from RefSeq and is a predicted model, not a curated record. Lineage: Eukaryota; Metazoa; Chordata; Mammalia; Rodentia; Dipodidae. The transcript is spliced from 2 exons. The coding region runs from base 1 to 627 and encodes 208 amino acids.
AUGAGGGACCUGUUUGGCACGAAUCAGAAUCAGGCCUACUGGGCGGAGCGCCUCCAGAAAGAGGCAGUUGCCAGGGCCACCUGGAAUCUGCGUUAUGGCCACAAAUACCUGAAAGAGGGCAGGGCCCGGGAGCAGCACCCAAGGGCCCCCGGCAGGACAGCCUUGAGCGUUGACCCAGGGUCUGCAACUGGCUUCUCUGUCAGCACAGGGGUGCAGAUAAGCCAACUGGAGACCCAGGGGAACCAGGACUCAUUCAGGCCUAAGAGCGUGGAGAGCACUCUCUCCAAUGGAGACAGAGCGUGCCAGGCCAAAGACGUGGCCAUCCAGAACAAGCCAGAGGCCUUGGACAUGAGGAAGCCCCCCCGAGACACCCUUAAACUUCUCUACCAGGGCAUCUCCCAUGAUGGCCAAGGCCGGGCCCAAUACCUCCAGGAACGGCAUCAGCAGUCGCCGAGGGAGAAAUUCCCGUACCCAAUCCUGUCUUCCUGGGAGUAUGGCUGGCACUUGGGGGAUAUCAUGAAGAACUACAGGACACCAGCUUAUGCCAGAGUCCAGCCUAUCUCUAAGGUGUUCUACACAAAAAACAGCAUCUUCCACAUUCCGCGGCGGAAAGACCAGCUCAUGUGAACAUGUGCUGGGAGCAGCCUCAAUGGAUUCAUGCCCAGGAUCUGUGUGAACCAGCCAGGGAGAGAUGCAGCCAGCCCGCCCUACCUCACCUGGGUGCUCUGCUGUCACCACCUCCCCGGUUGAGAGUGAUGGACAGAGCGGCCACUGGCAUUCACAUCUGGAGAACGCAGUUGACCAGCACUGGGGCUCUUGUCUGUGCACACAGAGCUCCCUCCUUGCAAAGCUAUCUCCAUGAUACUCUCACUAGCAAGGGAGUGGGCCUUAGUGCUCCUUUCCUGGGGUGAAAUCAUGUGGCUCCUGAUACUCCUUCAGCAGGCCUGGACAAGGGAAGGCCUUGCUGAGUCCUCAUGGUACGAAGCAGAGUGUUUAUCUCCCUGUUUCUGGUCCCUCUACGUUCCCCUGAAGGAAUCCAGCAGAGUUGCUGGGUCACAAUGAUGCCACAGUUUGGGGAAGGCCUUGCCAUUGCUGCUCCCCCCCCACACCUCAGAGCCUGCAAUGGUCAGACAUCCCUCGCAUUACUUGCUGUAACAA